Molecule: messenger RNA, 5696 nt
Organism: Dermochelys coriacea (leatherback sea turtle)
Lineage: Eukaryota; Metazoa; Chordata; Testudines; Dermochelyidae
Gene: PHOSPHO1
Product: phosphoethanolamine/phosphocholine phosphatase 1
Exons: 3
Coding region: 2723-3529 (268 amino acids)
Biological process (GO): bone mineralization involved in bone maturation
Molecular function (GO): phosphatase activity
Source: RefSeq, a predicted model, not a curated record
CAAUAACUUUGCUACAUAUUACAAACUGGAAAAAACAUGUUUUAAAGUAGCUUUACAGACAGUGCUGCCUCUGAAGGGCAAGCAACAUGCCACUCAAAAUUGAGCCAAUUUGACAUAUGCCUCCAUUUCCCUGUGAGGCAUCUAGCACAUGCCACCAAAAUGUUGCAACUGGAGAAAUAAGCACUUUUAGAUCUCUUACUAAAUCAAGCACGCAGCCUCAAUGUUUGUUGCAAAAGCCACUGAGCUUAAUGUAAUAUUUUGGUGGUUAAUUUUCUGUAGGGCAUCUUAAAAAUGUAACCCUGAUAACCUGCAUUGACCCAGAGCUUUCCACAAAUCUGUUUAACCCUCUGGUAGUGUCACAAACUAUCCAGAUCUGGGGGGUUGAAUUUGGUUUUUGUGUGAGUGUUUUGUUUUGUUUUUGUUGUUCACAUGGGCGGGUGGGAAUUCAGUUCCCAGAUAGCUUGGGUCAUGGUGUUUAGUUUCUUAAAGAGCCAAAGUAAAACAAACUAUGAUCCAAGAUUUUCAAAAAGAGAAGCCUAAAAUCUUAGGCUCCUAAUUCUUUAUGUAGGCUCCUAAAUAAGCAGGCUAGGGUAAAAUUUUCAAAAGCAACCAAGACCCAGUGAUGUUGGGUUACUUAGAUGCUUUUGAAAAUGUUACCCCAGUGUCCAAAAGUGCCGAACACCCAACAGCCUCUGAUGAAAUUAAGCUGGUGGGUGUUGGCAAUUUUCAAAAUCGGACUAGUUCCUUACCCUUCUAUGGGUACAAUUUGCAAAAGCACUGAGACAUCUUAAGAGCACAAAGCACAUUUGUUGACCUUCAGUGCAAUUUGUACUCCGACGUCACAUAGGCACCUUUGAAAAUCCAACCCUAAUUCUAUUGUUAGGUACCUAAUUCUAGACUCCUAUUUUUGAAAAUCUUGUUCCUAAGCCUCUGUGCUUGUCAUCCAUAAAUUUGAAAAGCAGUAGUAUCCAGUCAGAGCAAACAGGCUCUCCGGUCACCUUUGGAGUCCUCUAGCAUGUAAAAAUAUUAGUGUAAUUGACAACGGGCUGAGGAAGAUGUAUGGUUUUUCAGUUGCCUGCAUUCGGGGCAACAAUAAGUAGUCUUCUGCUUCUCUCUGUCUCGAUUUUGAUUUUGUGGGGGAUACCUGAGGAAGUAGGUUUGAGGACAGAUUGACGACUAGUUUGGAAUGAUGAUUGAUUUCAGUGGGAGUUGGGGAUCUAAAUACCUUUUUAAAAUAUGACCCUAGAACCACAGAACAGUACUUUUGUAAGGGUAAUACUGUCAAAAACUAGGAAGAGAAAAUGUGUUGAACCAUCUUCUCAAGGGAGCUCCUGAGACAAACGGGAUAGCAGAAAGGAAUUUUUAACCUCCCUCACCACCAUCCCAUUCCUUCCUGAAUUCUGAAGGCACUCAACAUUUCUUUCCAGAUCUGAAGAAGUGCUCUGUGUAAGGUCCAAACCUUUUCUUUCUCAACAACAGAAGUUGGUCCAAUAAAACAUUACUUCCCCCACCUGGUCUCUCUAAAAUCAUUCCUGUCUGGAGCUGGGCCACACCCAAGCUGGGCAGAGAGAGAGCAAGAGUUGAGAGCAAGUUUAAUAGGCAAGGGCCUCAUCCCUGAAUUCCUCGAGCAGCCAAAAAAUUCCUAUUGGCGCCAAUGGGGAGCUUUCAGAUCCCAAGGGACCACAGGAUCCGCCCCUGGAUCCUGUGGCCCCUUGGGACCCAAAAACUCCCCCAUUGUUUCAAGCAUUCAGAGUUUUGUUUAGUCUUAGAAUCUUUUUUUUUUUUUUACAUGAUGUGACCAAAGCGAGUUGAGAAUAGAUAGCACAGGCACGGUGUGACUGAGUCCCGGAAAACAAUUGCACUUACGUUUAACGGUCUGUAUGUAUAUUUAUGUAUUUAUUCAUUCAUACCUUCUUGGGAAAUUUAUAUGGCCUGAGAUGAUUCCAAAGUUCAGCGAUUCUAGACUUUGGAAAUAAAUGACUGAUCCCACAAAGUCGUAGGCACAUGCGUAAAUCCUACGCAGGCUCGACUUCAUGUGAUUUUUAUUAGUUAUGGGCCUGAUCCUGUAAAGGCUUACGCGGGUGAGGGACUGUUCCUACAACUCCCAGGGUUCACAUGUCUACCCCUUUACAGGAUUAGGCCCUUGGUUAACAAGAAUGACAGGAGGGCACAGAGUUUCCCCAGAAUGCACUGCAAUUGAGAUAGUCAAGGUGAGGAGUAUUGCUGGCCCUUUCUCCCCCACCCCAGUGAAUACAGGAGGAGGAUCCUGUUAGGAAGGCUUGGAGGUACUGUAUGUUCCUCUCUUUACUCCAGGGUGAAAAAAGGGUGAGGGACCAUGGGGAGAAGUUCCAUCUGCCCCCUCCCCCAAUGACCAGUUCCUCUCCAUGAGACAGAUUCCUCCUGACCCUUCCUUCCAUGGCUGCCCCACUUUGCACCAUGAGCCUUGCCCCAAAUUUAAUUUUGUUUUAAACCUUUUCCAAAAAAAACAGUAGUUCACACAAUUAAUAAGCAAACUUCCGUUCUAUUUUCUGUUUCAACAUUCAGGCUUUGAAUAAUGUUAGGAAGUACGGCCACUUUUAUUUUAUUUUGGAGGGACUACUUUUUUUACAGAAGGUAGAAGAACACCCACCCAGGAAGCAGCCCUUAGUGAUGUGACCAGCACAAAGGGAGCCUUAAACUGUAGCAGCAGGAAAAGCAGUGUUUGGCGAGUGAUGUCCUUAAAAUGAACGGGUGCUUUGAGGGUGUUGGGCUGCGAUGCCUUUUUAAGGGCAUCAGCAUGGCUGCCCCCAAGCCUCCAAAAUACCUCCUAGUCUUUGACUUUGAUGAAACUAUCAUCAAUGAAAACAGCGAUGACUCGGUCAUCAGGGCUGCUCCGGGCCAGGUGCUUCCAGAGCACAUCCGCCAGACCUUCCGGGAUGGCUUCUACAACGAGUACAUGCAGCGUGUCUUCGAGUACCUGGGAGACCAAGGAGUCAAGAUGCUGAACUACAAAACGGCCUAUGAGAACAUCCCGCUGUCUCCUGGGAUGCCAGAGCUCUUUCAGUUCCUCUCCAAGAACCAAGACCAGUUUGAGAUCAUCCUCCUCUCCGACGCCAACAUGUUUGGCAUCGAGUGCACUUUGAGAGCCGCCGGUGUCCACUCCCUCUUCCGCAAAAUCUUUAGCAACCCCUCUGGGUUUGACAAGAGGGGCUACCUCACCUUGGGGCCCUAUCACACUCACAAGUGCCCCCAGUGCCCCGCAAAUAUGUGUAAGCGCAAAAUCCUCACUGAGUACCUGAUGGAGCGGGCCCAGGAGGGAGCCGAAUUCGAGAGCAUUUUCUAUGUUGGGGACGGGGCCAAUGACUUCUGCCCUUCCGUGGCUUUGACUUCGACAGAUAUUGCUUUCCCACGGAAGGGCUACCCCAUGCACCAGAUGACCCAGGAGAUGGAGAAAAAGCAACCCAGAGCCUUCCAGGCCAGUGUGGUUCCCUGGGAUUCGGCUGUAGAAGUUUGCCGCUAUCUGCAAGAGCUCCUCAAGAAGAAAUGCUGAGAGGGACUGAUGGUUCAGAAGAGACUCCUGCUGCCCUUGAGGCAACUUGGGGGCAGUGUGCAGGAAAGUGGGAGGUUCAGGAGCAUCUCCAUACCUACUGGCUGAUGUGACUCCAUUUCUAGCUUUGCAGAGCUUUGAACUUCUGGAUUUCUUCCCCCGCCCCCUACUUUUUUUUUCUUUUAACAAGCACAUUCUCUGGGUCCCCUUUUCUCCCCCCUCCUCCCAAUCUUGAGACAAGGUGUUCUCUAUGCAGUUUGCACACCCGUUCAGGAAAGUGGGUGGUUCGUCUGAGAUCUUUAUUUUUACCUUCACCUUGAAUUCUUUUUUCAAAUGAUUCUUUUAUUUUUGUAAAGAAACAAAAACAAACCAGUUCUCAUGCGGCUACAAAGUGCCCAUGCUCCCACUAGCCCCAAGGCAGAGGUCCCCGAAUCUCUGACUUGAUCACAGCAGCUGGGGUCCACCUACGUCACCCCCUGCAUGACCCCUCUGUUCCUCCCCACCACAUCAGGUGACUUGAAACUGACCUCCUGAGCAUCCGUGACAGGGCUCGUCUCUGUCCAGGAGGCAGGUGGAAGCCUAAUCAGGGGCAGCUUCUAUUCAUAGAGCCACCCUGCCCAUAUCCCCUUGUUCCAGGAAGGCUGCUACAGCAAGAAGACAUGAGUGUGGUACCAGAUUCGGGUGUGGGGUUAUGAGGACACCGUUGAUUUAGGUUUUCAAUUACAGGUGGUUCACUGAAGCACAUUUCUAAGCAAGCAAGAGUGAGAUUUUCUACAGGUGCCAAUGGGAGUUAGGCACAUCACUGUCCUUUUGUCCUUUGAAAAUCCCCCCUCCCCCAAGGCUCCAAUUCCCCAGCCCCGUCCCCUCUGAGCAGAUCACAGUAGGAAGGGACUGUGGAAUAAUGAGAUGUAGGGGGCAGUGUGUGAUAUAUAGCUGGAAAGCCCUGUCCCCCACCAAAAUAUAAAUAGUUUGCAUUUAAAACAUUCCACUGAGUCUGGAUUUCUGAGGCUUGUUUGCACAAGCAUACUCAGGAAAGUAAAGUGGAAUAGUUAAACUCCAUUACACCCCAGUGUGGAUGCUCAUUCUGAACUAAAGUGGCGUUAAUUUGGUGUAGCUUAAUUCAAACGUGAAUUAAACUGAAGUGAAGUAAGGUCAUCUUUAUUCUGAAUCAGUGUGCCCACACCGGGGUUUUAUGCAGUUUAACUAAUCUACUUUUAACUUGCACCUUUAGUUAAUUUGGAUUACCAUUCCUGGAUGUCCUGAUGUCAGGGCCAAGUCCUUACACUUUGCUUCCAUUUUCUCCCCCAGGGCAGAAAUUUCUCCAUAGUAACUUAAACAUCUUUCUCUGUUGUUGUUUUAAGCGUGAAAGUGAGCAUCCCUCCUCAAAUGCUUUUACACACACAGCUGAUUUCCAAAGCCGAAGCUCCUAUCCAUCAGCUGCCUGUGCUCACUAGCCCAUGUCCAUACUGGAUCCCAAAGCCUGUUUGUUGAACUAGUUUAAAACCUAGCCUAAGCACUGCCCUGUCUGAACUGCAGUGCUGCAGCUGGGCUUUGAAGCAGCUCCUCAAAGGCAAUUUUGAGAUGCCUGGUGGACAGCACCCAGGAGAGCUAUUUCUCCCAAGCUACGGGCUGCUUCUGGUGCACGUGGAGCAGCAAGUAGCAGAAUAAACCAAGCUCUCCUUGUGCUGUAGACAAAUCACCGGUCAGACCACGGCAUGGGGGUUAUAUUAGGAUGGAGCCGCUUCCUUGGCCAAAUCCCGGGAGGUGCUGAAACUCCCGUUGAUUGCAAGGGGAGCUGUGGUGCUCAGCAUCCCCUGGGGGGUCAGACUGCUAGAGGAUCAAAGCCUCUCUCCACUCUGCUUGUAAGUAUUCUCUCCCUGGGCAACCACAGUAUUAACUACCCCGUGAUUGCAUUCGGCAGGGGCAGCCGCAGCAUUAACUGCCCAGGAUGGUGGCUUCUACCGGGAUCAACUGCAGCCUGUCUACUCCAAAGCAGAUAGCUCUGACCAAAACUCUGCGCAGUACAGAACUAACCAAAGCUGCCCCAGCUUCCCUUCCUCUUUGCUGUUUGUUUUUUGUUCUUCCUCCCUCCAAUCAUGUGGAACGUAAAGCCAUGAAAUUUUUUUAAACAAAUAUCGGAAUGUUAUCUAGUAAAUAUCAACAGCAGGUA